AUGGCGCCCCGCCGCCCGUAUGCCGCCAGCCCGCGAGGCCCGCAUCCGGCCCCCGCGGCCCGAGCCGCCGCCGCCCCGCGCGCGCCUCCUCUUCCAGCGCGCCAGCGCGCCGCCCUCUUCCUCUCGCCGCCGAGCGCCGCCCGAGCGCGUCCCCUCCGGCCGGCCAACUGCGCCGCCGCCCGUCUCCGCCCGUCCGCCCGCGUCCGUCGCCGGCGCGCCUCGCCGACGACCGCACCGCCGCGCCCGUCCCCGCGCCACUCCGGCCGCGUCCCCGCCGGCGCCUCCUCCUCCUCCCUCGCCCGAAACUCCGGCGAGCCACUGCCACGGCUGGUUUUGGCCGCCCCUAUUGUUGGUCUAGAAGGGUCGGCCUCCUCCCUGAUAAUGGUUGUUGGAGUAAUGGCCACCACCGCCACCACCAUAGUGGUUGCCGUGGUCGCCAUAGUAGCCUCCGUCGCCGCCAUUUUUGUUGGGGUAGUGGCCGCCGCCACCGUUUCCAGUGCCACGACGAGGACCGCUGCCGCCGCCGUUGUUGGGGUUGCCUCCGGCGCCGCCGCCGUUGUUGGGGUAGGGGCCGCCACCGCCACCGCCGCGGCGAUAGCCCUUGGCCGAGCCACCUCCUCGGCCGCGUGA
Molecule: messenger RNA, 630 nt
Organism: Aegilops tauschii subsp. strangulata
Lineage: Eukaryota; Viridiplantae; Streptophyta; Magnoliopsida; Poales; Poaceae
Source: RefSeq, a predicted model, not a curated record